Ornithodoros turicata is the source of this 3977-nucleotide messenger RNA. RefSeq names its product protein transport protein Sec24C-like (gene Sec24CD). Bases 173 to 3619 code for a protein of 1148 amino acids. The transcript is spliced from 22 exons. Gene Ontology annotation, biological process: intracellular protein transport; endoplasmic reticulum to Golgi vesicle-mediated transport; COPII-coated vesicle cargo loading. The record is from RefSeq and is a predicted model, not a curated record. Gene Ontology annotation, cellular component: endoplasmic reticulum exit site; COPII vesicle coat. Gene Ontology annotation, molecular function: SNARE binding; zinc ion binding. Lineage: Eukaryota; Metazoa; Arthropoda; Arachnida; Ixodida; Argasidae.
ACACAUGCGCAGUUGGAUUAUGUUUUCCUGUGUGACGUGUCUGUGGUCUGAACUGUUUUCAUCCUCCGUGAUGAGCCGAAGUUGUUGUAUGAAACCCUCUUGCUAGAAAAACGUACCCAUCAUUUGUUAAUUGACGACAUUUGGCUGUUCUUGUGCCUUUUUUGUGGCUGACAUGAAUCCCCCCAUGCUGGGGCAACCUUGUGGGGAACCACACCUACAAGUGGGACCUCAUCAUGGUACCUUUCCUCAGGGAUACCCUGGGGGCACACCCAGCACUGGUCCCCUCGGUGGGCCACAGAAAGCCUACAAUGGAAUGGACAGCUUUGCAGUGGGAUCAAAUUCAGUCGGUUUACAGCAGUUUCCAGGUAGAGAACAGCUAUCGGGUGGAUUGCCUCCUCCUGGAGUCAGUUUCCCUGGGGAACCACAUGCAAUGGGGGGCCAACAGAAUGGGAGACCUCUUCAAGCAAGAACUCCCGUUCCUGCCCAUGCCUCCGAUCUGCUGUCUGGCCCUAUGGGGGGUCUGAGCCUACAUCCAAAACCAGGCCAUCUACCACCUCAGGGGAAUGCAUCUGGUCCCAUCUACCCACCCCAAGCCAGUGCCUUUUCUUCUGUGCCCCACAGUAGCAUUCCUCCUGCAGGGAUGCCUUUUUACACUAGUGGUACGCAGCCACAGCAACAAACCAUGAUGGGUCAACAUGUUACUCAAGCUAGGAUGCCGCCAUCCACUCGUAGCCAAGGUGUUCCCCACGGACAUUUUCCAACUCCACCGCAUGCCUCAGCUCAAGCCAUGUCUCAAGGGCAUCCCCAUAGCCAGCCAUUUGUUCCAAUGCAAGGCCCUCUUCCACAGCAAGGGCUUCCUCAUCAGCAAGGGCCUCCUCAUCAGCAAGGGCCUCCUCCUCAGCAAGGGCCUCCUCCUCAGCAUGGUCCUCCUCCUCAGCAUGGUCUUCCCCCUCAGCAUGGUCCUCCCCUGCAGCAGGGCCCUCCCAUGCAGCAGGGCCCUCCCCUGCAGCAAGGCCCUCCCCUGCAGCAAGGCCCUCCCCUACAGCAAGGUCCUCCCUUACAUGCGGCGUACCCACCACCUCAGGGCCAUGCCCUCUCUCAGGGACCUCCUCGUGCUCCCGGGCUCCCGCCCUACCAGCCGCAGCAGGUUUACCCUCCUCAGGGAGGGAGUGAGCCUCAAAUGGAAAUGAAUGCUGGUACGAUGCCAGCACAGGGUCCUUACCCUGCUCGUGGAUCUCAGGCGCAUGGAAUGGCUCCAAGACCUCAAGGAAUGCCACAGCCACAGCCAGCCCGAAAGCUUGAUCCUGACCAAAUGCCCAGUCCUAUCCAGGUAAUAGAGGAUGACCGCAAGACCAGGAGUGGAGAUUUCUACACGAACAAGCGCGGCCUGGUGCCUCCUCUCGUUACAACACGCUUUGUGGUGCAUGACGAAGGUAUCUGCAGUCCGCGAUACAUGCGGUCAACAAUCUACAGUGUUCCAUGUACACCAGAACUUCUCAAGCAGACAGCAGUGCCAUUUGCGCUGAGUAUUUCCCCUUUGGCAAGGCCUGGCCCUGGUGAGAACGAACUUCCACUGUCUGAUUUCGGAGAGGAUGGUCCUGUCCGGUGCAUACGCUGCAAGGCUUACAUGUGCCCUCUAAUGCAGUUCAUAGAUGGAGGACGGCGUUUCCAAUGUGUCUUCUGCAAGGGAACGACAGAAGUUCCCCAGAAUUACUUUGCACACCUGGACCAUCUAGGUCAGCGUUGUGACAAGUUUCAGCGUCCUGAGCUGUGCCUCGGCUCCUACGAGGUUGUGGCCACUAAAGAGUAUUGCAAGAACUCCGUAUACCCCAACGUGCCUGCAUUUCUGUUCCUGUUAGACGUCUCCUACAACAGCAUUCGUGAUGGUCUGGUGUCUCUCUUCUGUCAAAAUAUCAAAGAAAUUUUGGCUCACUUGCCAAGGGACCAUGGCCAACAAGAAUCAAAAGUGAAGGUUGGGUUCAUUACCUACAGUAGUGUUGUACACUUCUACAACGUCAAGGCCAACCUUGUACAGCCUCAGAUGCUUGUGGUGCCAGACGUGCACGAGAUGUUUGUCCCACUUCUGGACGGUUGUCUUGUUUCCGUACAGGAAGCUUCGGCUGUUAUUGACAGCCUAGUGGAGCAGAUCCCCACACUAUUUGCGGACACGAGGGAGACUGAAACGGUGCUAGGAUCUGCCAUACAAGCAGGCCUGGAUGCAGUCAAGGCGGCAGAGUGCGCAGGAAAGCUGUUUGUAUUUCACACAACCUUGCCCAUCGCGGAUGCACCAGGAAAGCUGAAGAACCGAGAUGAUCGUAAGCUGCUGGGAACAGACAAGGAAAAGAGCCUUCUGACACCUCAGACACCAUUCUACAAUCAACUGGGUCAAGAGUGUGUGGCUGCGGGCUGCUGCGUGGACUUGUUCCUUUUCCACAGUGCAUACAUUGAUGUGGCCACCAUUGGCCAGGUGGCCAAGAUGACAGGUGGUCAAGUCUACAAGUACACCUACUUCCAGGCAGACGCUGACGGAAACCGCUUCCUGGAAGACCUCCGUCGUGAUGUGUCGAAACCCAUUGCUUUCGAUGCAGUCAUGCGGGUGCGCACCAGUACCGGUAUUCGUCCUACAGACUUCUACGGCAAUUAUUUCAUGUCCAAUACUACGGAUGUUGAGCUGGCAGCCCUGGACUCGGACAAGUGCAUCACCGUCGAGAUCAAGUACGACGACAAGCUGACGGAAGAAGAUGGAGCAUACGUCCAGACCGCCUUGUUGUACACAAGCUGUUCGGGCCAACGACGUCUCAGGGUGCACAACCUGGCCCUGGCUGUGUGUAGCCAGAUGGCUGAUCUGUUCAGGAACUGCGACCUGGACACUCUCAUCAACUGCCUUGCCAAGCUAGGCGUACGACACCUACUGGAGAGCGGAGGUGGUCCUCGCCAGGUGAAGGAAGCAGCGCUGUCCAGAGCAGCCCAAAUGCUGGCCUCGUACCGCAAACACUGCGCGGCUCCGUCUUCUUCCGGUCAACUCAUCCUUCCCGAGUCCAUGAAGCUCCUCCCACUGUAUAUUAACUGCAUGCUCAAAUCUGAUGCCAUAUCUGGAGGUCCCGAGUUGACGACUGAUGAUCGCAGCUAUGCCAUGCUGUCAUUGGUUAGCAUGGAUGUAUCCAGUACGGUGGCGUACUUUUACCCUAGACUUUUGCCCCUGCAUGAAGGGGACUCUGAAGACCUGCCCGUCGCCUUGCGGUGUACGAUGGAGAAAAUUCAAGACAAUGGGGUGUACCUCCUAGAAAAUGGAAUUCACAUGUUCCUGUGGGUUGGCAUGGCCGUGGAUCCUGGGUUCCUGCAGGAUGUCUUUGCGCAGCCAGUUGCCGCAAAAGUAGAGAUUGAAAAGGCCUCCUUGUUAGAGCUCAACACUCCAGCAUCACGAAGGGUGAGAGGUAUCAUUGAACGUGUGCGACAGGAGAGGCAACGCUACAUGCGGCUGACCUUGGUGCGACAAGGUGACAAGAUGGAACUUGUCUUCAGACAGUUUCUGGUGGAAGACCGGCACAGUGAUGGAAGCCCAUCGUACGUGGACUUCCUGUGUCACUUGCACAAGGAAAUACGUGACCUUCUCAGCUGAAACGGCACUCAGUCAUCUGUCGCAAAUGUGGCUGCUCUGAUUGGACGCACAGAGCCUCGAGUGGGACUUCGGAAAAUGUGGGGAAAGCACAACGGCGAGAAGAUCGGCGAGAGUUACAUGUUGCUUAGCUGGUAGAGCACGGGGAUACAUUUAUUAAUUAAAACAUCUUUAUGCUCUACACACGGUAUAUUAGCUCCUUGUCGAGGCAUUGCGUCACGAAAUUGCUAAACGAUUCUUCACCCGAGUUUUUCGUAAUAGAGACGGCAGGCUGAUGAGUGUCGAAAAAUGUCUCGCAAGGAAUAACGUUUCAGAGGAUCAUGAAUUCGAGAUACGAAAUAAAAUUUUUACUGAAAAGUCA